This is a messenger RNA of Plectropomus leopardus (leopard coralgrouper), 4593 nucleotides long. RefSeq names its product pogo transposable element derived with ZNF domain b (gene pogzb). The record is from RefSeq and is a predicted model, not a curated record. Lineage: Eukaryota; Metazoa; Chordata; Actinopteri; Perciformes; Serranidae.
AUGUGUCGUAUUUGUGAGUGGGCGUUUGAGAACGAGCCGGCCUUCUUGAACCACAUGAAGUCCAACCACAAACCAGGCGAGAUGCCCUACGUCUGCCAGGUGUGCUCAUUUCGCUCGUCCUUCUACUCGGACGUCCUGCAGCACUUCGCCAGCUUCCACAGAGACUCUCGCUUCCUGUUGUGUGUUUUCUGCCUGAAAGUGACCAGAAACCCCAUCAGCUACCAGCAGCACCUGCUCAAACACCAGGUGAACCAGGCCUUCCACUGUAACAGGUGUCGUCUUCAGUUCGUCUUCCUGAAGGACAAAAUGCAGCACAAACUGGAAAACCAUCGCAGCUUCCGUCGCCCUGUUCGUUUGGAGGGACUGCCGCCGGGGUCAAAGGUGACGAUCAGGACUUACGGGAAGAUCAGGUCUAUGGCGUCGGGAGGGAGCCGGCUGUUCCAGAGCCCCUCCUCCCUCGUCCAGCCAAUCAACAUCAAGACGGAGAAGUCUCCGCCUCAGAGGAGCCCCACGUUCCAGAAGUCGCCUCGAUCACCAACCAAGAGAUCGGUCGGCCGCAGAGUCAGCGUCAACAGGUCUUUAUCGUAUGAGGGAGAGCGGUUGGUGUGUUUGGAGUGCGGGACCGACGCCUCCGACCUCUCGGCUCACUACCCGACUCACGUCACCUGUAUGCUGUGUCCCUACAGCAGCUGCUGCUCCAGAGCCUACGCUGCCCACAUGAUCCAUCACCACGUGCCGCCGUCCAAAGACAGAGUUCUUCCUCUGCACAGACUGCCUCCUCCAUGUGUGUUCCUGCUGCAGUGCUCAGACUGCAACUUCAGGCCGCACUCUGCAGAUCAGAUGGCUGAUCACCUGCUAAUGAACCCGGAUCACGACAACGCCAUCUGCCGCACCAGGACCCACAUUGAACGGGACAUUCAGUUCUGCCACAGUGAAGAUCAGCACUCUUCAGAGGAGAAGGAAACAGCACAGAACAAGGACUUGCCUGAUCCAUCCUGGAGGUCUGCAGAUUGUUGGAAACCUCCAUCAGACAGCGAUGACAGCUCCAAUUCUCCCAUCAUGUCAUUCAUGCAGGACAGUGGGCCGCAUCACUUCCUGUCCAAGAACACUGAUGCCAUCGACUUCUUCAAUCUGCUCUUCCCGUCAGCACUCAUAGAGCUGAUCACCAAGGAGACUAACGCCCACGUUAAGACCUGCCAGUAUCUGGGCAAUAGCUUCCCAGAAUGGGUCCCCGUCACCACCCAUGAGAUCAAAGGUUUCAUCGGCCUGGUCAUCCUGAUGGGGAUCCAGAGCCUCCCCGACCUGUCGCACUACUGGUCCUGGAAUCACUACGACAACAGCUAUACCUUCUACCGCUCCAUGAGCUUCAAACGCUUCAAGCAGAUUGCCGGCAACAUCCGCAUGGGCAGCUUCACCACAGACGAGUAUCGAGGCACGAACAACCCCAGCGACCCGCUGCACAUCUUCAGGCCGAUGCUGGACAUUCUUGGUGGGGCGAUGUGGGACGCCUACAAGCCAAACUGCUGCCUGACCAUCGACAGGGCGCUGCUGCCCUGCCAGGAGGAGGAGGAGGACAGCCAAGCCAAGGGGAAUCCAAAGACCCAGCCUCAGGUGUGGCUGCUUUGCGACUCCAAGUCCGGCUACUGUCACCGCUUCUUCAUCCAGGUAGGGGACAAAGUGGGCCAGGAGGCGGGCUUCACUGUGGUGCCAGAGUUGGUAAAGGACCUGGAGGACAAACACCACCAACUUUACCUGGCUAAUCCCCUUACAUCUGUCCCGCUCAUGCAGAAGCUUCUGGACCAGGGCAUCUAUGCUUCCAGCUCCUUCCCUCCACACAACCCCAUCCUGCCCAGAGACCUGUGGGAGGAGGGCCAGCUGGAGAAACCCGGGGACUUUCUACAGAGACAGUUUGGCCCCUUGCUGGCAACCCGCUGGAGGGAUACCAAAGAGAUGGGCUGCCUGUCAACUAAUGCAGCCCCGGGUGAACAGGACACUGUUUGGAGGAGGUCUCAGUCCAAAGUUGGGGGACUGGACCCCAUCGACCGUCCCAUGGCUUUCCGCCUCCUGCAAGAGAACAUGCGAGGGGUUGACAUCUGCAAGCAGUUGCUGGCCUGCAACCCACUGGGAGGAAUCCCCCAGGACCGACACUGGCGCAGCCUCUUCUGGUUUCUGAUCAACCUGAGCAUCGUCAACGCCUUCAUCGUGCUGCGGGAGAGCCGCAAAGACAACCCACCUGCCUGGGUACAUGACGGCCUUUUUACACAAGUUAACUUCCGAAAGCGUUUGGGAAACCAGCUCGCCAAGUGUGCUCAGAGAUACUUUGAGACCAUGGAGAUCGCCAGCUCCCGCGGGACAAAGGUUGAGCCUCCAGAAGAAAAAGUUAAAGAAAGACACAGGAUGGUGAAGAUCAGCGGCAUCUCCAAGAGGUGCAAGAACUGCAACUUGAAGAACAUCCGCCAUGAGAGUGUGUACGGCUGCGUCGUCUGUCAAGCAAACCUGUGCAAUCACUCAGACUGCUUCUGGGAAUUUCACGGCCUGUCACCUCAAAACAAAGGAUCAGCAAAGGUUGGAUUUGUCAAGAACAGAAUAAGCGGCGCAAUCGAAGUAAGAGAGGUCGCAAAGGACAAAUUUGACGACGCGAUGGCCCCUGUGGAGGACAUGGACUUUGAUGACGAAGGACUAGAUGAGUUGGAUGACAUUGAUGAAGUACCUGAAGAUGGCAAAGAAGAAAAACAUCCGAUGUCUAACCUGCCAUCAGCAACAAAUGGCCACGCCCAAACAGCAACCGUCUCGUCUGCCUCGAAAGAGCGUGACGAUUUCCUCACUGCCCGUCAGCUCAGGAUCGCCCUGUUCGCUCUGUGUGACGGACUCCGCCAAGCCUCUAGGGUCUUCUCUACGGAGACAGAUCUCAUCCAGUCCUGGAUGAAAGAGGCCAGGAAGCGUUUGAAGCAAACUAAACAGGAACAGAAGGUGGAUUCCAACGGUGGAGACCGCCUGGUAGCCUGGGUGCUGUCUAUGCGUGAACAGCAGCUUCCGAUCACAGAGAGUAACCUCUUCCACAAAGCCUCCACACUGAAGAAGAAGGGAGGUUUCAGUGACUCAUUCCGUAUCUCCUACGACUGGGCGGUAAGCUUCAUGCUGCAGCAUCACCUAGGCCUUCGUAGUAUUGGCAGGGACUCAACGCUGGCUCGCAUUCUGCCACUUUCCCUGGAGGCUAAGGUCAAGUCCUUCAGGGAAUUUACCCAGAAGAUCAUACAGACCAAAAAGCUGUCAGAAAGCAAUGUCGCUGCAAUGGAUGAGUUGUGUCUCUUCGUUGAUUUUAGGUUAGUUCAGGACAAAUCUCGCCGCUCAGAGGCCCUGGAACUCACUGGGUCCAUACCUCUGGUCACUGUGUACCUGACAGUGCUGGCUGAUGGUACCAUGUUGCCAUCCUUGGUGGUUGCAAACAGGCAGCUGACUGAGAAACCCCUGCCAGAGUUCAUCCUGCUGGAGGCCGGUCCAGAGACUCUGUUAGUAGAAGAAGCCUUGGAUCUUUGGACUAACAAGGUUUGGCUACAGCAUGUUACCAGUGAAAUUCAGCCCAGUAAAUCAAUGCUGAUCCUGGAUCGACACCGGGAACACUUAGGAGAUUCAUGCCUUACUUCCGUCAGUGGAGUGGGUACCCUUCCAGCAGUGAUUCCUGGAGGCUGCUCACACCAUCUUCAGCCCUUGGAGAUUUGCAUGAAGCCGGUUCUGCAGCGCUUUCUGCUGUCACGAUGGGCAGAGUUCACAGCUGGAAACCCAAAGGAGUUUGAGGAGAUUUCCCCCCUCCAGCUCCAAGCAAAUGUCGCCCAGCUACUGGUUGACUGGUUGGUCGAGGCCCUGACUCACCUGAACAAACUCCCACAGCUUUGGAAGAAGUCGUUUGAAUUGACAGGACUUCUGUCAGGGCAGAAAGAGGAGGACAAGGAGGCAGCGAGAAAGGAGGAUGAGACAAUGAGUCAGAAACCAGAUGAGAUCCAGUUGGACCUCCUCAAGACCCUGACAGAGACCCUACUGGGGGCUGAAGCUUUUGAGGACGAUUCUCCUGAGCUGACGGAACUGGAAGACAAAGAGGACACCGAGGAGGAACAAGAACAAGGAGACUGGCCGGAGACAUCAAAGGAGGAACAGGAGGACAAAGAAGAAGAGAGGAGGGAGGUGGAAGAAGAUAGGGAGGACAGGACGGAGGUGGAAGAGGAAGGGAAGGAAAUAAAGGACACAAGGGAAGAGGGACGGCCAGAGGAAACGGAAGAGGAAGGAAAGGACACAGACAAAGGUGUGGAAGACAGGAAGGAGACUGAGGCGAACAGGGAAGAGGAGGUCAAGAAGCCAGAGGACAGUGAGGAGGAAGGAAAGGAGACAGAGAGGAAAGAGGACACUAAGGAGCUAGAGGAGGACAGCGAGGAGGAAAGUAAGGAGACAGAGGAGGACAGGAAGGAGGUGAGCAAGGAAAGACGAGAGACCAGGAUAGUGAUAGGCGAGGAAGUCGGCGAUGAGUGGAAGUUAACGGUAAAGAGCAAGACUGAAGGUGUAGAGGCUGACAGAGAGGAGGACAGGAUGGAUGAAAGCUGA